Molecule: messenger RNA, 696 nt
Organism: Fusarium fujikuroi IMI 58289
Lineage: Eukaryota; Fungi; Ascomycota; Sordariomycetes; Hypocreales; Nectriaceae
Product: related to emopamil-binding protein
Exons: 2
Coding region: 1-696 (231 amino acids)
Biological process (GO): sterol biosynthetic process
Cellular component (GO): membrane; endoplasmic reticulum
Molecular function (GO): C-8 sterol isomerase activity; cholestenol delta-isomerase activity; steroid Delta-isomerase activity
Source: RefSeq, a predicted model, not a curated record
AUGGACACUCUCGUCGAAAGCGUCAACGCAACAGCCAAAAUCCCCCUUCAUCCGUUCUGGCCAUUGAACGCAGCCCUUCCUCAAUAUGCCGCCAACACACUAUCCUCCCGCGCCCUCGUAGCAUCCUUCGUUGUCGGCGCAAGUGCCAUUCUCGGAGUGACUCUGUCGCUGAUCCAACAAUCUCGUCGAAAGUUAUCAAAGACAGAGAUGUUCAUGACACUAUGUGGUGCUAAUAGACCAGGUUACUACGUCGUCAACUUCCUCGACAUCUCCAAUCGACAAUUCCUCUUCGCCCAGCUCUGGAAAGAAUACUCCCUCUCAGACUCGCGCUACCUCACCCAAGAUUCCUUCCUCGUCCCCAUGGAAGCCAUAACCGCCUUCCUCUGGGGUCCCAUGUCGUUCUUUUGCGCGUGGAGUAUCGUCAAGCAACAUCCUCUGCGACACCCGAUCCAGCUUAUCAUUAGCGUCGGACAACUCUACGGCGAUGUGCUGUACUUUGGUACUUGCUACUUCAACGAGAUUGUUCAUAGCGUUGUGUACUGUCGCCCGGAGCAGUUUUACUUUUACAUGUAUUAUGUUUUCUGUAAUGCGAUCUGGAUUGUUAUUCCGACUGUUUGUGUGGUUCACAGUGUUGUCCAGACGAAGAGGGCUUUUGCGAAGGUUCAGGAGGUUGAGAGGGUGAAGAAGGGGAUGUAA